Molecule: messenger RNA, 3068 nt
Organism: Benincasa hispida (wax gourd)
Lineage: Eukaryota; Viridiplantae; Streptophyta; Magnoliopsida; Cucurbitales; Cucurbitaceae
Gene: CLC-D
Product: chloride channel D
Biological process (GO): transmembrane transport; chloride transport
Cellular component (GO): intracellular membrane-bounded organelle; membrane
Molecular function (GO): voltage-gated chloride channel activity
Source: RefSeq, a predicted model, not a curated record
UGUGUUGUGUUGUGCGAGUUUCGUCCAUGUAAGUUGAUUUACAGUUGAUUCCAAAUCUUAAUUCUCAAACUUCUUUCUAAUUAAAUUCUACUUCUUCUUGAGUCGAUUGAACGCUAAGAACAGGGCGAUCCACAGAUAUAAUUCCAUACCCAACUCAGUUUCUUGAAUUUCCCCACUUCUUCAGCUUCAAUCUCGUUUAUUACGAUCUCGAUUCACCAUUUUCACGGAUUCUGUCCUCUGGAUUCCAUUCUUUUCAUUUUUAAAUCCGACCCACUAUUUUGCGGCUGUCUCUGAUUUCAAAUCCAUCACAAAUUUCGAGUUUUUGAGUUUGAUUGUACUCAAAAUUAGGGUUCAUUUGAGCUGUUUUAGGAUUGGAUCAGAAUUGAUACACUAUGCUGUCGAAUCAGCUACAAAAUGGAAUGGACAGAGCAAAAAACAUGUGGUCUCGUCUUCCGAAUACCGACGAAAAUGAGGACGAGCUUCUUAGUAUCUUGAAGAAGAACGAUGGGGGUGGCGUCGAAAGUCUUGAUUAUGAGGUUAUCGAGAAUUAUGCUUACUGGGAUGAGCAGGCGCAAAGAGGGAAAUUGUUUGUUGGCUAUAGUGUGGCAGUUAAGUGGCUGUAUGCCUUGUUCAUUGGCAUUGGCACAGGAUUGGCUGCAGUUUUCAUAAAUAUGGCUGUUGAGAACUUUGCUGGCUGGAAAUUUUCAUUGACAUUUGCCCUAAUUCAAAAGUCAUAUGUGGCUGGUUUUAUAGUAUACUUAGCAAUCAACUUGGGUCUAGUGUUUUCAUCUGUAUAUAUAGUCACACACUUUGCUCCUGCAGCAGCUGGAUCUGGCAUACCUGAAAUCAAGGGCUAUUUGAAUGGAAUUGACAUACACGGUGUCCUUUUCUUCAGAACCUUAAUUGGAAAGAUAUUUGGAAGCAUUGGUUCAGUGGGAGGUGGAUUGGCUUUAGGCAAAGAAGGGCCUCUUGUACAUACAGGCGCCUGUAUUGCUUCUUUGUUAGGACAAGGUGGAUCUGCUAAAUAUCAUCUAAAUUCCAGGUGGUUACAAGUAUUCAAGAGUGACCGGGAUCGUCGUGAUCUGGUAACCUGUGGGUGUGCAGCUGGAGUUGCUGCAGCUUUUAGAGCUCCAGUUGGCGGUGUAUUAUUUGCACUGGAAGAAGUAACUUCUUGGUGGAAGAGUCAACUUUUGUGGCGUGUGUUCUUCACUUCUGCAGUGGUGGCUGUUGUGGUGCGUGCAGCUAUGGGAUGGUGUAAGAGUGGGAAGUGUGGACAUUUUGGUUCUGGUGGUUUCAUAAUAUGGGACAUAUCAGAUGGCCAAGAGGACUACUCUUUUGGGGAGUUGUUGCCCAUGACUGUGAUUGGUGUAAUUGGAGGGUUAUUAGGAGCAUUAUUCAACCAGCUUACUCUUUACAUUACUUACUGGCGACGAAACCAUCUGCACAAGAAGGGGAACAGAGUCAAGAUCAUUGAGGCUUGUCUUAUCUCAGUAUUGACAUCAAUUAUUUCCUUUGGACUACCACUUCUAAGGCAAUGUACUCCAUGCCCCAAACCUGAUCCUGAAUUGGGAAAUGAAUGCCCAAGGCCUCCAGGAACAUAUGGGAAUUAUGUUAAUUUUUAUUGCAGUAAGGACAAUGAAUACAAUGAUCUUGCAACCAUCUUCUUUAACACCCAGGAUGAUGCCAUAAGGAAUUUGUUCAGUGCAAAAACAAUGCAUGAAUUCAGUGCGCGGAGUUUAUUGACCUUUCUGGUUAUGUUUUAUACUUUAGCUGUCGUGACAUUUGGUACUGCAGUUCCUGCUGGUCAAUUUGUUCCUGGUAUAAUGAUUGGAUCUACAUAUGGACGUUUGGUUGGAAAGUUUGUGGUUAGUUUCUACAAGAAGCCCAACAUUGAAGAGGGAACAUAUGCUUUGUUGGGUGCUGCAUCUUUUCUAGGAGGCUCUAUGCGAAUGACAGUGUCUCUGUGUGUCAUCAUGGUUGAAAUUUCAAACAAUUUGAAAUUUUUACCUCUCAUCAUGCUUGUGCUUCUGAUGUCCAAGGCUGUUGGUGAUGCCUUUAAUGAAGGCCUGUAUGAAGAGCAAGCCCAGUUGAGGGGUAUUCCAUUACUGGAAUCGAGACCGAAGUACCAGAUGCGGAAAAUUACAGCAAAGGAGGCCUGUGGAAAAAGGGUUGUCUCCUUCCCCCGCGUUGUUAAGGUUGCUGAUGUCGUUAGUAUUUUACGGAGCAACAGACAUAAUGGCUUUCCUGUGAUCGAUUACUCUCGAAAUGGAGAAACCCGUGUCAUUGGACUAAUGCUUAGAAGUUACUUUUUAGGACUUCUGCAGUCCAAAGUAGAUUUUCAGCACAGUCCCUUGCCUUCUGAUCCGAGAGGAUCUAUAUCAAGCAGGCACAAUUUCAGUGAAUUUGUGAAACCUGCUUCCAGUAAAGGAAUUUCUAUUGAUGAUAUAAAUCUUAGUUCAGAGGACUUGGAAAUGUACAUCGAUCUACUUCCAUAUCUGAAUCCAUCUCCAUAUAUUGUCCCCGAGGAUAUGUCUCUGACAAAGGUAUAUAAUCUUUUCCGGCAACUGGGUCUGAGACACGCAUUUGUUGUUCCCCGUCCAUCAAAUGUGGUUGGUUUGAUUACUCGAAAGGAUUUGUUGAUAGAGGAUAGCGAAGAUUCCGAUGCAAUGGAACUACAAUCGACUAGUGUAAGAGCUCGUCGUCCAGAUAGAAGAAUACAUACACGGAAUGGGGAUGUGGAGAGCCCACUUCUCAAUGGACUUUUGGUCAAUAACACAGAUGGCUGAUAAAUAUAAUAUAGCAACUUCAAAGCUUAAGAUGGUCAGCUUAUUACUACUUUGAGCUCUCUUCAUAUUCCCAUUAGGAAAUAUAAUUCUUUAUUGUUUGCCGGUUGGGAUUCCAAUCCCAAGCCUGGUAUCUGCAGCAUUGUAUUGUAUCAUAGAAUGUUAGUAAAGAUAGAAAAAAUGGCUGAGGUAACUUUUUGGAAUAUUGUAGAGUUGCUUAGUUGAUUUUUGUUUUUGACAUUGUUAUACUUUAGUAACAGGCUAUGAAAAUGUGCUGGAUUGAUA